Gamsiella multidivaricata is the source of this 448-nucleotide messenger RNA. RefSeq names its product mitochondrial import inner membrane translocase subunit tim10. Gene Ontology annotation, cellular component: mitochondrial inner membrane. Gene Ontology annotation, biological process: protein insertion into mitochondrial inner membrane. The transcript is spliced from 2 exons. NCBI's taxonomy places the organism in Eukaryota, Fungi, Mortierellomycota, Mortierellomycetes, Mortierellales, Mortierellaceae. Bases 77 to 346 code for a protein of 89 amino acids. The record is from RefSeq and is a predicted model, not a curated record.
CUUUUCUUUUGUUGCUCAACCAUUCCAACACACCCUACCUCGACCGACCAACCGACAAGGAUUAUAAACUACAGCAAUGUCCUUCUUUAUGAACAGCGGCGCCAACCAGUCGGUUAACAUGCAGAACAUGGCCAUGGCCGAGCAGGAGCUUGAGAUGGUCUCCGACUUGUUCAACCGCAUUGUGUCAUCAUGCCACAAGAAGUGCAUCCCCACCACCUAUAUCGAAGGCGACUUGAACAAGGGCGAGGCCGUCUGCAUUGACCGCUGUGUUUCCAAGUUCUUUGAGGUCAACAAGUCCGUCGGCACCAAACUCCAGCAGAUGUCUGGAGCCGGUCUUCCCAUGUAAAAUAAUAUCAAGAGCCAACAAAAACACUGGUUUAUUACUUUAUUUUCUUUCUUGAAAAUAAAUAAUAAAAGAACAAGAACGAACGUAUACAUACAAAAUACA